GCCACCCUGAAGUCCUUGUGGUCUUCUCCUAUCUACGUCAGAGUCAGAGCCCAGAGGAGUGGUCGACUGGUCGUGCUUAUAUAAACACACACAAGCGAAAGUAGCAGUAGUGAGUAACGUGAAUGUUAUAGAAAAGAAAAAUAAAAUUCUUGAAAUCAAGAUGUUAGGAGGAGGAGGAGGAGGGCAGGGUGGGUCUGGGCAGGAGUUGAGAGCGGCAGACUCAGCGGCAAAUAAGAGGGAGUUUGUUGUAAAUGUGGAGUCAUCUAGUUCGAAUCGCCACUCCCUUAAUCUUCGCAACAGCGCCUUCUUCAUCCCACCACCACCACUUACUAUUACUACCGCUCACCCCGAGGAGAGGGGAAGAUGGGAGACAGUGGUGCUAGCAUACAAGACACUUGGAGUUGUCUUUGGAGGGCUUGUGACAUCACCAUUAUAUGUAUAUCCAUCAAUGCCAUUGAAGUCUCCUACUGAACAGGACUAUUUGGGAAUCUAUAGCAUCAUGUUUUGGACUCUCACACUCAUCGGGGUUGUUAAAUACACCAGUAUAGCCCUUAAGGCUGAUGAUCAGGGCGAAGGUGGAACAUUUGCUCUGUACUCGUUGCUCUGUAGGAAUAUGAAUAUCGGUAUCCUUUCCUCCAAACAAGCACAGACAAACUCAAGUUUAUCUCACUCUGUCUUGCAUGGAAGCACUGAGAAUAAAAGCAGACUUGGAAUUUUUUUUGAAAGAAGCAUAGUUGCCAGGAGAGUACUACUUUUCAUUGCCAUGUUAGGCACAUGCAUGUUAAUUGGGGAUGGUAUACUUACACCUGCAAUCUCAGUGUUGUCAGCUAUGGAUGGAAUAAGAGCACCUUUUCCUUCUGUCAGCAAAUCUUUGGUGGAAGCACUUUCUGCAGGAGUUCUAGUUGUUUUGUUUCUGCUACAAAAGUUUGGCACCUCUAGAGUGAGUUUUAUGUUUUCCCCAAUAAUGGGUGCGUGGACCUUGUGUACUCCAUUAGUAGGGAUUUAUAGCAUCAUUCAGCAUUACCCUAGCAUAUUCAAGGCUUUGUCACCUCACUACAUAUUCCGCUUCUUUUGGAGAAAUGGAAAGGAAGGCUGGCUGUUACUUGGAGGAACUGUUCUCUGUAUCACAGGUUCUGAAGCACUGUUUGCGGAUCUCGGUCAUUUUAACAGGAGCUCAAUUCAGAUCGCCUUUUUGCUCACAAUAUAUCCAUCACUUGUUCUGACAUAUGCGGGGCAAACUGCAUACCUUAUCAAGAACCCAAAUGAUCAUGAUGAUGGAUUUUACAAGUUUAUACCUACAACAAUUUAUUGGCCGAUCUUUAUCAUAGCCACCCUAGCUGCUGUUGUUGCAAGCCAGUCAUUGAUAUCAGCCACCUUCUCUGUCAUCAAGCAAUCCGUUGUUCUGGAUUAUUUCCCUAAAAUUAAGGUGGUGCAUACAUCUUCUAACAAAGAGGGUGAAGUCUACUCCCCAGAAGUCAAUUGCAUUCUCAUGAUUCUUUGCGUUGCAGUGAUACUUAUUUUUGGAGAUGGAAAGGAUAUCGGAAAUGCUUUUGGUGUUGUUGUUAGUCUAGUGAUGCUUAUCACCACAAUAUUACUGACAUUAGUUAUGAUCAUGAUAUGGAGAACUCCGCCAUGGCUGGUUGCAAUUUACUUCUUCAUAUUUUUUACGAUGGAAGGGGUUUAUGCCAGUGCUGUUUUGAGUAAAAUACCUGAGGGUGGAUGGAUUCCUUUUGCCAUUUCUUUUAUCCUUGCUUUCAUCAUGUUUGGCUGGUUCUAUGGAAGGCAGAAGAAGAUAGAGUAUGAGUUGACUCACAAGAUAGACUUGGGAAGACUGGGAAUACUAUUAUCCGAGCCAGGUAUACAGAGGGUUCCAGGAUUUUGCUUCUUUUACACCAACAUUCAAGAUGGCCUGACGCCUAUCCUUGGACAUUAUAUUAAAAACAUGAAAUCUCUACACACAGUCACUAUUUUCACCACGCUUCGAUAUUUAUUGGUGCCCAAGGUUGCUGCGCAUGAGAGGAUUGUUGUCAACAAACUUGGCCUUGAAGGAGUUUAUGGGUGCGUGAUUCAAUAUGGCUAUGCAGAUUCCUUAAAUCUCGAAGGAGAUGACUUUUUAAGUCAAGUUACAGAUAGCUUGCAGUUGUGCAUACAAAACUGCUCUGGCUGCGUAACAUCCGAUCAUGAAGAGGUUCAGGAAGAGAUUUCUACAUUUGAAGAAGCAAAGCUGGCUGGAGUGGUUCACAUUCGAGGGAAGACAAGGUUUUAUAUAGGCAACAACUGUGGUUGGUUUGAAAGAAGCAUGCUUGCAUUUUAUGAAUUCUUGCACAGUAAUUGUAGGUCUGCGCUGCCAGCCCUUGGGGUGCCACUACCACAGCGUAUUGAGGUUGGAAUGCUCUAUGAAGCUUGAAUGGAUUAAAGCUUUAUUAUAUGCAUAGCCAUAUAAGAGGAAAAUCACUACAAGUGCAUCAUGGAAUUUGUAUUUUUAGCCAAGAAAUCCCACCAUUUCUCAUGUUAAUGCUCUAUUUUGUAAGCUGCCUGAGAAUUGAAUAAAUAGAUACUGAGAGAUGUUUUACAUAGGUUCAACAUUUGGAUUUGAGUGCUAGGGAAACCCACAGUUAACAAAAAAAGACAAAAAAGCUGAGCAACCUACGAACAUAAAGAGCAUUGAAAUUACAAUUGCAAGUAAUAAUAGAUAACCCCAUCCUUUUUUUCA
This is a messenger RNA of Populus trichocarpa (black cottonwood), 2713 nucleotides long. RefSeq names its product probable potassium transporter 17. NCBI's taxonomy places the organism in Eukaryota, Viridiplantae, Streptophyta, Magnoliopsida, Malpighiales, Salicaceae. Gene Ontology annotation, biological process: potassium ion transmembrane transport. The transcript has 8 exons. Gene Ontology annotation, cellular component: membrane. Gene Ontology annotation, molecular function: potassium ion transmembrane transporter activity. The record is from RefSeq and is a predicted model, not a curated record. Bases 161 to 2407 code for a protein of 748 amino acids.